This is a messenger RNA of Thalassophryne amazonica, 2080 nucleotides long. RefSeq names its product membrane protein, palmitoylated 1 (gene mpp1). Bases 195 to 1595 code for a protein of 466 amino acids. The transcript is spliced from 12 exons. The record is from RefSeq and is a predicted model, not a curated record. Gene Ontology annotation, molecular function: signaling receptor binding. Gene Ontology annotation, cellular component: plasma membrane; cell-cell junction. NCBI's taxonomy places the organism in Eukaryota, Metazoa, Chordata, Actinopteri, Batrachoidiformes, Batrachoididae.
CGCGUGGCCGUGGUGUGUUUACGUGCUUUGUCAGCGGUGUCCCCGCACACUCUUCGGUCAUUAAAGCGCUGGACUUUUAUCUCAGCGGGAUUUUAUCACACAGGAAUUUUUUAUCAGCACUUUUGACGGACCUUGAACAGAGAUAAUCGGGUUCGUGCGGUUUUUUUUUUUUUUUAAAUAAUUAACCGGCUAAGAUGACGUUAAAAUCUAACAGGAACGAAGCGGCGGUCGUCCUCGACCCGGUUCCCGGCCUGCGGACAGCUCUGUCCGAUCUCUACCUGGAACACCUGCUUCAAACCAAACCAAAAUCUGACCUGGCAGCUAUGCAAACCUGUGAGAACAAAGGCGCCGAGGUUUUCUCUAACGGAAGUGCUGGACACAUGAACGGCCGGGAGCUGACGAGGAUGAUGGAGAUAGCGUUUGAGAAGAAUUCUUCAGAGCCACUGGGGGUGACGCUGAGACUCAACGAUAAGCAGAAGUGCAUUGUGGCCAGAAUAUUACACGGGGGCAUGAUCCACAGGCACGGAUCUUUACGUGAAGGUGACGAAAUCGCCGAAAUCAACGGAAAAAGCGUGUUGAACCAAACAGUUGAUCAGCUGCAGAAGAUCCUGAAAGAAGCCAAUGGAGUGAUCACCAUGAAAAUUAUCCCCAACCCCCAAAAUCGCUCCAAAGUCUGCCAGAUGUACAUGAGGGCUCAGUUUGACUAUGAUCCCACCAAAGAUGACCUCAUCCCAUGCAAAGAGGCCGGACUGAAGUUUCAAACUGGCGACAUCCUUCAGAUCAUCAAUAAGCAGGAUCCCAACUGGUGGCAGGGCAAAGUGGAGAGCAGCGCCGCCGAUUUCGCUGGACUGAUUCCAUCUCCGGAGCUCCAAGAAUGGAGGGUUGCAAGUAAAACCAAGAGCAAAGAAACUCUGUCCUGCAGCCCGUUCGUAAAGAAAAAGAAGUGCAAAGACAAGUACCUGGCUAAACACAGCUCCAUUUUUGACCAGCUGGAUGUGAUUUCUUAUGAGGAGGUUGUGCGGCUGCCUGCUUUUCACAGGAAGACAUUGGUGCUCAUUGGUGCACACGGUGUGGGAAGGAGCCAUAUCAAAAAUGCAUUACUGACCAAAUACCCCGAGAAGUUCUCCUACCCCAUACCACACACGUCCAGACCCCAGCGUAGGGAUGAAGUGGAAGGACAGGAAUAUUAUUUCAUCUCCAGCGAAGCUAUGACCAAGUCCAUCAGCGGGAAUGAGCUCCUGGAGUACGGCAGCUUCCAGGGAUACAUGUUUGGAACGAAAAUCGCAUCCAUCUUGAAGAUCCACGAACAGGGAAAAAUCGCUGUCCUGGAUGUGGAACCACAGACCUUGAAACUGCUGCAGACGGCCGAUUUUGCACCUCUCAUAGUCUUCGUGGCUCCCACCAACACGGCUCCAAAGACGGAGGCGCUGCAGUCGCUCCAGAGAGAGUCUGACGCCAUUCUGUCCACCUACAGACAUUUCUUUGAUCUGAUUCUCGUCAACAACGACGUGGAUGAGAGCGUGAAAGGCGUGGUGGAGGCCAUGGAGCGCGCCGCCUCCACCCCGCAGUGGGUGCCCGUGUCGUGGGUGUACUGACAACAUGCAGCCGUCAGUGUUCUUGUCCGCUGAAAGCGGUGCAAUAUCGGUCCUCAGACGCGCGUCCUAGCAGGCUGUGCUUUCACAUUGAUGUUUUGCACAAAAGCAAUAGUUCAGCUGUUCAUUUUCGGAUCAGAACCUCACCAGAAUCAUUUCAUUUUGUUAUUUAGAUGUUUGUCCUCAAAGAUUCCACUCUUCUUUGUGAUUGCUGGAGUGUUAGAAAAUGCAAACUAGGACCACGACUGUGCAUGAAAACCUCACAUUUUUUAACAGGAUAUUGUCUUGUGUGACAUAAAUUGUGGGUUGUUUUUUUUUUUUUGUAACCUCUUUAGAUUGUGCCAUGAAACUCGUGUGCAACUCCAUAGAAUGCUUUCAUCAUCGUCAUCUCCAAACAUUCAUAACCUCGUUUAUUGUGAUAUCGUGUACCUGGUGGGAUACUCUCAAGGCACUUUAAAGCAAAUAUUAAAAUUUCUUGUUCAUUUGUG